Mizuhopecten yessoensis (Yesso scallop) is the source of this 5944-nucleotide messenger RNA. RefSeq lists its product as uncharacterized. The record is from RefSeq and is a predicted model, not a curated record. The transcript has 3 exons. The coding region runs from base 1 to 5535 and encodes 1844 amino acids. Lineage: Eukaryota; Metazoa; Mollusca; Bivalvia; Pectinida; Pectinidae.
AUGAACUGCAAUAAAACCGCCUCCAUUGACCCACCAGAAGGAAACAGUCAAUAUGAUGUUAUCAACUGCAAUCAAGUCGCCUCCAUUGAGCUGCCAGAAGGAAACAUUCAAUGCGAUGUUAUAAACUGCAAUCAAUCCGCCAUACUUGACCCGCCAGAAGGAAACAGUCAAUUUGAUGUUAUGAACUGCAAUCAAGCCGCCUCCACCGAGCUGCCAGAAGCAUCUGAUGUUAUAAACUGCAAUCAAGCCGCCUCCAUGGAGCUGCCAGAAGGAAACAGUCAGUCUGAUGUUAUAAACAGCAAUCAAGUCGCCUCCAUUGACCCACCAGAAGGAAACAUUCAAUCUGAUGUUAUAAACUGCAAUCAAGCCGCCUCCAUUGACCCGCCAGAAGGAAACAGUCAAUCUGAUGUUAUAAACAGCAAUCAAGUCGCCUCCAUUGACCAACCAGAAGGAAACAGUCAAUCUGAUGUUAUGAACUGCAAUCAAUCCGCCACCAUUGACCCACCAGAAGGAAACAGUCAAUCUGAUGUUAUGAAUUGUAAUCAAGCCGCCUCCACCGAGCUGCCAGAAGGAAACAGGCAAUCUGAUGUUAAAAAUUGCAAUCAAGCCGCCUCCAUGGAGCUGCCAGAAGGAAACAGUCAGUCUGAUGUUAUAAACAGCAAUCAAGUCGCCUCCAUUGACCCACCAGAAGGAAACAUUCAAUCUGAUGUUAUAAACUGCAAUCAAGCCGCCUCCAUUGACCCGCCAGAAGGAAACAGUCAAUCUGAUGUUAUAAACAGCAAUCAAGUCGCCUCCAUUGACCAACCAGAAGGAAACAGUCAAUCUGAUGUUAUGAACUGCAAUCAAUCCGCCACCAUUGACCCACCAGAAGGAAACAGUCAAUCUGAUGUUAUGAAUUGUAAUCAAGCCGCCUCCACCGAGCUGCCAGAAGGAAACAGGCAAUCUGAUGUUAUAAACUGCAAUCAAGCCGCCUCCAUGGAGCUGCCAGAAGGAAACAGUCAGUCUGAUGUUAUAAACAGCAAUCAAGUCGCCUCCAUUGACCCACCAGAAGGAAACAUUCAAUCUGAUGUUAUAAACUGCAAUCAAGCCGCCUCCAUUGACCCGCCAGAAGGAAACAGUCAAUCUGAUGUUAUAAACAGCAAUCAAGUCGCCUCCAUUGACCAACCAGAAGGAAACAGUCAAUCUGAUGUUAUGAACUGCAAUCAAUCCGCCACCAUUGACCCACCAGAAGGAAACAGUCAAUCUGAUGUUAUGAAUUGUAAUCAAGCCGCCUCCACCGAGCUGCCAGAAGGAAACAGGCAAUCUGAUGUUAAAAAUUGCAAUCAAGCCGCCUCCAUGGAGCUGCCAGAAGGAAACAGUCAGUCUGAUGUUAUAAACAGCAAUCAAGUCGCCUCCAUUGACCCACCAGAAGGAAACAUUCAAUCUGAUGUUAUAAACUGCAAUCAAGCCGCCUCCAUUGACCCGCCAGAAGGAAACAGUCAAUCUGAUGUUAUAAACAGCAAUCAAGUCGCCUCCAUUGACCAACCAGAAGGAAACAGUCAAUCUGAUGUUAUGAACUGCAAUCAAUCCGCCACCAUUGACCCACCAGAAGGAAACAGUCAAUCUGAUGUUAUGAAUUGUAAUCAAGCCGCCUCCACCGAGCUGCCAGAAGGAAACAGGCAAUCUGAUGUUAAAAAUUGCAAUCAAGCCGCCUCCAUGGAGCUGCCAGAAGGAAACAGUCAGUCUGAUGUUAUAAACAGCAAUCAAGUCGCCUCCAUUGACCCACCAGAAGGAAACAUUCAAUCUGAUGUUAUAAACUGCAAUCAAGCCGCCUACAUUGAGCUGCCAGGUGGAAACAGCCAAUCUGGUGUUAUAAACUGCAAUCAAACCGCCUCCCUUGACCCGCCGGAAGGAAACAGUCAAUCUGAUGUUAUGAACUGCAAUCAAACCGCCACCAUUGACCCACCAGAAGGAAACAGUCCAUCUGAUGUUAUAAACUGCAAUCAAGCCGCCUCCAUUGACCCACCAGGAGGAAACAGUCAAUCUGAUGUUAUGAACUGCAAUCAAACCGCCUCCAUUGAGCUGUCAGAAGGAAACGGUCAGUCUGAUGUUAUAAACAGCAAUCAAGUCGCCUCCAUUGACCCACCAGAAGGAAACAUUCAAUCUGAUGUUAUAAACUGCAAUCAAGCCGCCUCCAUUGACCCGCCAGAAGGAAACACUCAAUCUGAUGUUAUAAACUGCAAUCAAACAGCCUCCAUUGACCCACCAGAAGGAAACAUUCAAUCUGGUGUUAUGAACUGCAAUCAAGCCGCCUCCAUUGACCCACAAGAAGGAAACAUUCAAUCUGAUGUUAUAAACUGCAAUCAAGCCGCCUCCAUCGAGCUGCCAGAAGGAAACACUCAAUCUGAUGUUAUAAACUGCAAUCAAGCAGCCUCCAUUGACCCACCAGAAGGAAACAUUCAAUCUGGUGUUAUGAACUCCAAUCAAUCCGCCACCAUUAACCCACCAGAAGGAAACACUCAAUCUGAUGUUAUAAAUUGCAAUCAAGCAGCCUCCAUUGACCCACCAGAAGGAAACAGUCAUUCUGAUGUUAUAAACUGCAAUCAAGCCGCCUCCAUUGACUCACCAAAAGAAAGCUGUCAAUCUGAUGUUAUGAACUGCAAUCAAUCCGCCACCAUUGACCCACCAGAAGGAAACAUUCAAUGUGAUGUUAUGAACUGCAAUCAAGCCGCCUCCAUUGAGCUGCCAGAAGGAAACAGUCAAUCUGAUGUUAUAAACUGCAAUCAAGCCGCCACCAUCGACCCACCAGAAGGAAACAGUCAAUAUGAUGUUAUAAACUGCAAUCAAUUCGCCUCCAUUGAGCUGCCAGAAGGAAACAGUCAAUCUGAUGUUAUGAACUGCAAUCAAUCCGCCACCAUUGACCCGCCAGAAGGAAACAGUCAAUCUGAUGUUAUGUACUGCAAUCAAGCCGCCUCCAUUGAGCUGUCAGAAGGAAACAGUCAGUCUGAUGUUAUGAACUGCAAUCAAUCCGCCACCAUUGACCCACCAGAAGGAAACAGUCAACCUGAUGUUAGGAACAGCAUUCAAUCCUUCUUGACUGAAAUCCCUAAAGGAAGGAAUCGACUUGAUGUUAUUGACAGCAUUCAAUCCUCUUCCACUGACCAGCCAGAAGGAAACAGCCAACGUGAUACUGCGAACAAACAUGAAGUCAUCUCCACUGACCCAUCAAAUGGAAACAGUCUACCUGAUGUUAUGAACAUUAAUCAAUCCCCCUUAACAAAGCUACGGACGGAAAGUUGUGAAUUUGCAUUCAAUAUUGGGAAUCUUCAUGACGAAGAACACGAAAGCACAACUGUCACACAAGAUCGCCUCACCGGUGUAAAUCAGGGAAUGACAGUGGUACUGUGUGACGAAACAGGAGGAUCAGGUGUCGGCCAGGAGAAUCAACAGAUACAGUUACAUACGCAGACAGAAUAUAACGAAACAACAAUGAUUGGAACUCACAACACCAUAAUUUAUGGAAACAAUGAAGACGUGCAAGAGGCAAUCUCAGAAUCAGAUGGUCGCAGGACUAAUGAACAUCGAAAACAGACUGAUACUCUCAAAAAGGCCAUAGAGGAGAAAGGGUCAGAAAUACAGGAAACUGUCCAUGCUUCAGGACAGGAUCUGAGACGGCAAGUGGGAGAUACAAUCACACAAUCAGAUAAUCGCUUGACCAAAGAACAUCGAGAACAGACGGAUUCUCUCAAAAAGGCGAUAGAAGAAGGACAGUCAGAAAUACAGGAAACUGUACAAGAUAUAUCUAAGAAAAUUGAAAGGAGUGAAAAGAAAAAUGACGACCAAAUAGCUGAACUAAAGCGACUUACUGACACAUUACAUCAACAUCAUAAGAAAGAAAGCAUUGAACAAAGUGCUAGCCAAGACCAAGCUAAGAUGAAACAAGCCGUUGAUAAACAUCGUCAAAAAACCACUGUGGCUACAAAGCAGUUAAAAACAGAUGUGAGGAUUACAGAAAAAAUAACUAUUGAAACUAAACAUCACGUGAUGCAACAGUCAGAGAUAUUAGUUGUACUGUCACUACAUAUUCAAGAACUCUUACGGAAAUUUGAUGUACAGACAAUGAUAACUUGUAAACAGACACAACACAUUGAUGAACUGAUACAGACUGUAGGUAAACAGUCGCUGAAAAUUAACGACCAGACACAAAAACUAGUUCUACAAUCAAAGACAUUAGAUGAACAGUCACAAAAAAAUCAAGAAAUGUCACAGAAACUAGAUGAACAGUCGCACAAAAGUAAAAAACAGACACAAAAACUUGAUGAACAGUCACAGACAUUAGGUGAACAGUCACAGAAAAUUCAAGAAAUGUCACAGAAACUAGAUGAACAGUCACACAAAAGUAACAAACAAACACAAAAAAUUGAUAAACAGUUAAGUGAAAAUUCGUGGAUUUUAGGUAAACUGUAUCGUAGAGGUAGGGAACAGACACAGACACUUGAUAAACAAUCCCAGAAAUUAGGCAAACAGAUAAAAACGUUAGAUAAACAGUCACACGAAGGUAACAAACAGACACAAAACCGUGAUGAACAGUCAGAGACAUUAGGUGAACAGUCAGAGACAUUAGGUGAAAGGUCAGAGACAUUAGGUGAACAGUCAGAGACAUUAGGUGAACAGUCAGAGACAUUAGGUAAAAGGUCACAAAAGAUUCAAGAAAUUUCACAAAAUCUUAGUAAACUGUUCCAGACGUCAGGUGAACUAUCUCGUAGAAGUAGGGAACAGACACAGACACUUGAUAAACAAUCCCAGAAAUUAGGCAAACAGACAAAAACGUUAGAUAAACAGUCACACGAAGGUAACAAACAGACACAAAACCGUGAUGAACAGUCUGAGACAUUAGGUGAACAGUCACAAAAGAUUCAAGAAUUUUCACAAAAUCUUAGUAAACUGUUCCAGACGUCAGGUCAACUAUCUCGUAGAAAUAGGGAACAGACACAGACACUUGAUCAGUCAAUGGCAUGUGCUGAGUUAGGUGAACCAUUAGAGAAACGGGAAAUUCCAGAACAGACACAGAACUAUAAUGGACAGUCAAACAGGUUAGCUAAACAUUUGGAGAUGAAAUUGAACCGGAAGGAUAAAAUACAAGGUAGAGGAAGCAACAAGAUUAACAGUCUGGUGUCUCUCUUUGAGCGAGGCGAAUCGGCAGACAAAAAUCAAGAAGAGACACGGGAACGUUAUGAACAAGCACGGUCAUUAUCUAAACAUUGGGAGAAGAAAUGGAACAGGCAUGAUGCCGCAGAAGUUGGAGGAAAAAACUUGAUGAUCGGUCAGCAGGAUGGUACGCCAGACAAAAUUGAAUUGCCUAAACCGAUACAGAAACAUUUUGAACAGUCACAUGCGUUGGAUGAAGAGUCAAUGAAACCUAACGAACUGACACAAAAACUUGCACAAUUGUUAGGUGAAUGGGAUCGCGUUGUUUACACAGAUCUAGAGAGUUAUUUCCUAAAGCAUACUUUUUCGGAAUUAACUAAAAUUAUGUUUGACGCUAUUUCAUGGUAGGAGCAGAGAAUGCAAAAUAAGAGAGAAACAAUAUGUUUAUUGAACUUAUUUCUUGAUUGUUUUAAAUAAGAUAUACUUAAAAUGAAAUUUGAUGAGAAGUCACAGACGUUAGUUGAACAGUCACUAAAAAUGAACAAAAACUGUAAAUGCACGUAGUAUGUUGGCGCAGUGGACGGUACAUGUACAUACUUUAACUAAGAUUCCCGGGCUUUAAUUAGGCGAUUGGAGCAGUAAAAGCUCCCUACUGUGUUACAAGGGAAUAGGGACAACAAUACUGAUUGAUAUAAGUUGCUAGUAAAUAAAUAAGGUUUAAGAGAUAUUUGAUGAACGGCCAAAGGCAUUUGGUGAACAGUCACAGAAAAUUGACGCCACGUUAUAGGAUAUUCAUGAAAAAUCACUGACACUUGAA